Melitaea cinxia (Glanville fritillary) is the source of this 1547-nucleotide messenger RNA. RefSeq names its product serine/threonine-protein kinase pelle-like (gene pll). The transcript has 9 exons. Bases 66 to 1508 code for a protein of 480 amino acids. Gene Ontology annotation, molecular function: ATP binding; protein kinase activity; protein binding. Gene Ontology annotation, biological process: signal transduction; protein phosphorylation. NCBI's taxonomy places the organism in Eukaryota, Metazoa, Arthropoda, Insecta, Lepidoptera, Nymphalidae. The record is from RefSeq and is a predicted model, not a curated record.
CAAGAGAUGUUCAUGUCAACUGAUUGUGUGUGUAAAAAUUUUCGUAAAUGAAUACGUGACUAAAAAUGUACAUAUACGAAUUACCUUUUGAGAUUAAUAAGGAAUUGUGCAGAUUGUUAGACAAUGACGAUGACUGGAAGGAGCUGGCUGGGGUACAUAUGAAAUAUUCGGCAUUUGAUGUAAACGAAAUAGAGCAAGUAGCAAACAGACAAGUGUCGUCACCGACGAACCAACUGUUCACAAGAUGGGGUCAGUUGAAUCACAGAGUGGAAGAAUUAUUUAUUUUAUUAUACCGCAUGAAGCACAUACCAGCAUUGAGAUGUCUAGUUCCCAUCGUAGACAGCAGGUUUCACCGUUUGUUGCAGAAACAGGACAGUAAAUGUUUGAAAGAAAAACAUCAUCUACAAAAAACACUGAAAGUUGAAGGCAGUGACACAUCAUUACCAUUACCUGUAAUGCUCAUUGAAAAGAAUUACUCUCUAUUACGUAAGGAACUUGCAACAUUUAUUUAUUUCUUAUCGGGUUUCAUAUAUUUUUUACAGAAUUCGUCUUCAACACUAGGAAGUAAGCCCGAUGCUUUGGACGACGAAUUCCUAAGAUCCGUAUCAGCGAUUCCAAUGUUAAAGUAUGAAGAUCUCAGAGAAGCCACUAACAAUUGGAGUGACAGUAAUUUAUUGGGUAAAGGUGGUUUUGGGAAGGUUUAUAAAGGAGAGUGGAAACUUCUACCAGUUGCUGUGAAGAAAUUACUCGAUAACGACGGAAAAAAUAAAGAAUUAAUUAGAGAGAUGUGCCUCAACCAGUACCGACACGACAAUAUACUACCUCUGUAUGGAUAUAGUCUAGGAGGUCCUGAAGCAUGCCUGGUAUAUCAAUUAAUGGCGGGAGGGUCACUGGAACAGAGGUUAAGAUGUAAAUCGUAUCAUCCACCUUUGACUUGGUCGCAACGUUACAGGAUAGCGCAUGGUGUUGCCAGAGGUCUACAAUACCUCCACACCAUGGCGGGGACGCUAUUGAUACAUGGUGAUAUAAAACCCGCUAAUAUUUUGUUAGAUCAAUGUACUAUGCCUAAAAUUGGCGACUUCGGUCUCGCGAGAAAAGGUCCUUAUGGAGAGGAUAGGACACAUUUGAAAGUUUCUCGAGUCCAUGGUACUAGACCAUAUUUACCAGAUGAGUACCUCAGAACACGAUGCCUCUCUCCCGCUGUUGAUGUGUUUAGCUAUGGGAUAGUUAUGGUGGAAAUGGCGACCGCCUUACCCGUCAUAGAUAAGGGCAGACCAGUUCUGUUAUUGAGUGAUUUUAUUCAUCAAUUAGCUAGAGAAGGUGUGGACUUUGCUACUGAAGAAGACAAAAAUAUCCGCGGAUCACAGAAUUCAAACCCCCAAUUGUGUAGAGAAUUCGUUUCUAUCGGUCUGCAUUGUACGAAGUAUUUGAGACAAGAAAGACCGACUAUGCUCGAAGUCUACAAAAGAUUGGACGCUAUGGAUUUUCCAGGAAAACAAUUUACUUGAAAUAAUAUUUUUAAUAACAUAGGAGUCGUCCAUUAAUCA